GAGACGGGAGGGAGCCUAUCUUGCGCAGACUGGGUAGCUUACUGUACAUGGCCAUUGAUGCUGCUGGAUAGAUGUAGCCCCUUGGUGUAAAUAAGGAUGGCGAGGGCAGUGGAUCUAACAUGCCGCUUUAUCUCAGCUUGACAUCGGGACAUUUUCUUCCACCACCGGGAUUUUUUAAUAAAACCGAGGGGCUGUUUUUGCUUGAAUUUCAGCUGAAUCCGCCUGGACCGAUGAUUUUCAUUUGACACACAAAAGCGGACGGGCGGCUUCUCCUAAUAAACACUCGGGGAAAAAAACGAAACAAACAACCAAAAAAAAAAAAAAAAGAAAAAAAAACCCAAAACAGGUCAUUAUGACCUUAGCAUCCGCCAGUAAAAGAAAACCAUCGGAUUGCUUUUACGCGGCAGCACUCUGCUUGCAUCUUUUGCUUUGGAUUUCGUGCGCCGUGUCCGAGGAGCAUCAUCAGUUCAGCGUUGAGGGAUGGCUACAGAGGUAUGGAUACCUUCCCCAUACAGAACCAGGAAUGUCUGUCCUGCGCUCGGCCCAGACCAUGCACUCGGCCAUUGCUGCCAUGCAGCGCGUUUAUGGUCUCAAUGUCACAGGGACACUGGAUGAGAAAACCAAGGAUGAUAUCACGCUAAGUUGGAUGCAAAAGCCACGUUGCGGCGUUCCGGACAAGUUUAAAACCACCACAAGGUCACGAGGGCGGAGAUACGCGCUGACGGGACAGAAGUGGCAGCGUACACACAUAACCUACAGCAUAAAAAACGUCACACCAAAGGUGGGCGCCCGGGAGACUCAUGAUGCCAUCCGGCAUGCGUUUGAUGUGUGGCAGGGCGUGACUCCCCUCCGCUUUGAGGCCGUUCCAUACAGCGCCCUGGAGAUUGGCAGGCGUGACGUGGACAUCACUAUCAUCUUCGCCUCAGGUUUUCAUGGUGACAGCUCACCCUUCGAUGGAGAGGGAGGGUUCCUCGCCCACGCCUAUUUUCCAGGCCCCGGUAUAGGAGGUGACACGCACUUUGACUCAGACGAGCCCUGGACCCUGGGGAACCCCAACAAUGAUGGCAACGACCUGUUCUUGGUUGCGGUUCAUGAGUUGGGCCAUGCCCUCGGUUUGGAGCACUCAAAUGAUCCCACUGCUAUUAUGGCUCCUUUCUACCAGUACAUGGACACGGAGAACUUCAAACUACCUCAUGACGACCUGCAGGGCAUCCAAAAAAUAUACGGCCCACCAGAUAGAGAUAAACAGCCAACCAGGCCCCCGCCCACGGACCCCCCUCUCCGCUACCACCCUCCUUCGGACCCACGGAAACGCGCCAAGCACCACUGGCCCUCUCAAGGGUCCAAACCAUCCGACCCCAACUCCAAACCCAACAUUUGUGAUGGCGGCUUCAACACUCUGGCCAUCCUUCGACAAGAGCUUUGCGUGUUCAAGGAUCAGUGGUUCUGGAGGGUACGGGACAACUCAGUCGUCCCUGGCUACCCCAUGCAGAUCAGCUACUUCUGGAAAGGCUUGCCGUCCAAAAUUGAUGCCGUUUAUGAAAAUAGCGAAGGGAAGUUUGUCUUUUUCAAAGGGAACCGUUUCUGGGUGUUCAAGGACACAACUCUCCAGCCCUCAUACCCUCAGAACAUCUCUCUGUUCGGGAGUGGCAUGCCCACUCAGAACAUCGAGACAGCUGUCUGGUGGAAGGAUGUUUCCAAGACCUACUUCUUCAAAGGAGACAGAUACUGGAGGUACAGUGAGGACAUGAGGACCAUGGACCCCGGUUACCCCAAACCCAUCACUGUCUGGAAGGGCAUCCCCGACUCGCCGCAGGGGGCUUUUGUGGAUAAGGCCAAUGGCUUCACCUACUUCUACAAGGGGAAAGAGUACUGGAAGUUCAACAACCAAAUGCUUCGAGUGGAGCCCGGGUAUCCGAGGUCCAUUCUCCGAGACUUUUUGGGAUGCGACGGCCUUCCUGCUGACGCCGACUGGGACCGGAACCCCCCGGUGGCAGACGAACGCCACUAUGACAACGGCAACGUGGAUGUUGUCAUCAAACUGGGUAGCACAGGGGGUACGGAGAAAGCGGUGGCCAUUGCUAUCCCCUGUGUUCUGGCUCUGUGCAUGAUGGUCCUCCUCUACACCGUUUUCCAGUUCAGGAGGAAGAGCACGCAGCGCCACAUACUGUACUGCAAGCGCUCCAUGCAGGAGUGGGUCUGAGGUACUGCUACCGCACUGUACAGAAAGGAGUGUGAAGCUCUGACAAAGGUCUAGUCAUUGCCUGAAGCCCUAUAAUUAGAAGGACGGUUAAGGGUCUGCCAUUUGGUAGAUUUCAGAGCUGCUGGAAUUUGUAACACGCAACCUGCAAGGAAGUCAAACGAUCAGCAGACGUGAGGUGAAGACAGUCAUGGAGCCACAUCUCCUUUGUCCAACUAAUAUGUAUGUAUCUGCUUUGACUUUUUCUGUAUCUUGGGAUGAACUCAAUUAAGUGAGACAGAAUUAAGUUUCUCAAAGUGGGACCUUUAUCCCAAUCUCUGCACGCCGCUUAAAAAGCUCUUAUCACUAAUGUCUUUGGACAAAUUAGAACUAGGCUCUUCUUUACUUUCAUUUCUUGAUUAAAUUGCCCUGAAGUGUGCUUUCUUUUUUUUUAUAAAACAAAAGGAAAAGAAAAUUAGGGUCCCUAUAAAAGAUUUUUCAUUUUAUGGAGGAACGAUACACAGACCAAAUAUGACCUUUUCUUCCAAAGAGGAUUACUGCUCCAUUUUGUUUUUAAUUGGAUAUUUUUCCUCAGUGGAUCUAACAUUUUGGAUCACACACUGAUUUUUCGUUUGCCAUUUCUAUUCAUAUCCACCCGUCUGCUCUGUCACGCUUGGGUAAAGGAUGCAAGGAUAAAGUAAGCAAGAGCGAGCAAUUCAAGGCUGUUGUGGUGGUCUUUCUCCAAAACAGGGGCCAAAACUCUCUCCGCAAUAUUUAUGAGACUGCCUUAAUCACAAAUUGCUCAUAUUCUUUCUUUGUCAGUCUUUCUGAUGGGAAUUUAGAUACUGAAGGAAACACUAGGAAUACAGAAACUUGUACAAAGUCAUUAAUAACUGCCCACAAUGCAACUUUAAACCAGUAAGGAUGGCUUGAUCCACAUCAGGUUCGGUGUUCUUGAAAGUGUCACCUGCUAAAGAUCCGCUUUCAUCGACUGUCUCAUCAGAGGGUAUGAAAGAGAAAAGGAAAGCCAGUAAUGUGUGUGCGUGUAUAUGUGCGUGUUUGUGUUGUGUGACUGAAUAAUUACCCAUAUUAAAUAAGUACUGCAGGUUUGUGAGUCUUUGAACAGCAAACAUCCGACUUUCUUGAUUUUCUCCCUAAGCUGGGAGACCAAUUCUUCCAACCUUGUCAGUGAACAUGUUUUAAGCAGCUUUAUUAAUCCAUUUUUUCUCUGUUUACAUUUUUUUUUAGUCAAUAUUAUUCUUAUCACAAGGCUGAAAAGAGAAGAAAAUGGAAAAGAAUAAUGAGUGAGAAUCCUCUUCUGAAUCUUCACUUAGGAGAAACACAUUCACCUUGUUUAAAAGGCCAGUACUAUUGAUCAAAUUGUUUGCAAAUUGUGUUUUGAUGACUAACACUACUUUAUAAAAGAAGGCAUGUCCAAACAGUAACAAGAAAUCAUUUGCUGAAAUAACGAAACUUAAUAUUGCCAGAAUUUAGGGACAGGAGUUGGAACAGUAGUGCCUGUGUGUUCAGUAGUAGGACCAGGCUGCUUUAUGCAUUGUAACUGCAAUUAACCAUUAUGCAACCUCUAUACAUAGCCUACAAUAUGGUACAUUAACAAAUUGCAACUACCGUAAAUGUUUAGUACCACUUAGACAUUCUGGAUUUAACAGGCGUAUUGGAAAAUUAAUACCAGCAUAGCGAAGUCUGAUGAUCAAUAGUUCACAUAGAUCUUUUGAGCCAUGAUAUUUCUAACAAUGUGUGUAAAAUAAUCUGUAAAACUUGUAAUGAACUUCAAAUGACGUAAUAGGUCAAGUAAGAGAAACACAUGUGCUGUAGCGUUUCUAAGAGUUUGUUUGGUGAUCUACAAGACAUUAUGUGCAAAUUAUGACCCAAAAGUUCUGAAGUGGCCCCUGGGCCAACUUAACCCAGUCCCCUCUAAAUAAAGACAUGACAAGACAUAAUAAUCCAUGCAUUUUAUUUAUGAUUCUCAAAGUAACUGAAAACAGAGUUAAUAAUGUCUACCGCCAUUUUAACAGAGAGCAGAGAGUGCUGUCUACUGGACAAAAAGCUUUCGCCUCGUUUUCACCGGCUUUGGUGCCGUCACGUGAUAUGUAUUCAUUGCUAUAGGAACCUCUGUUACCUGACUGACUUACAGAGUGCGAUUUUGUCUGAUGUACAUUGAAAAACUUCAACUCGUGUGGUGGAUUUCAGUGAGAACGGCGUUACCAUCUACUGCGAGUGGAAGCAUAGUGUAAAUAAUAAACACGCUUUUAAGAAAACAAACUACUUUCAGUACUUUCAGUUUAAACGUGUGGUGAAAUUGGACACACUUCAAGUGUAGGCUGUAAGUUAGACACCCCAGGUACAUUUCUUAAUACCAAGUUGGUAUUAGCAACGUUAGCAUUGUUAGCAUUGCAGUCUGGCCAACCGAUUCAUGAAAAACUUUAGUCCCUCGUACUGAAUCCUAGGGGGCAUGAUCCGUAUUUCAUACAGAUUCAUGGAAGGCAGGUUUAUACUCUGCGCAGCUGUUUUUAGGAAAAACCGUAUUUGGACUGCAUCUGUUACAAAAAAUAAAUACAUAAAAAUUGACUUAGAGUGUGUUGAUUUUACUCACAUUAUGUCACAACUAUCAAUUCUAUGGCAAUGUGAUUGAUGUUUUUCAAGUGUCACUGUGUAAUACAGUACGUGAUGUUUUUCGCUCAAACAUCCUAACUACAUAUCCUAACUCGUCAUUGAUGUGAGAAGGAGGAAGAAAAUCGCUCAAAAUGUCUUCCAUCUUAAUUUUGAGAAAGUAUAUUUUUACAAAGCAAUCAAGCAUCCAUGAAAUGGCAGCACAGGUUAUUGUACAUGCUGGUAAAGCAGCCUUCCUGUGAAAGGAUGGUUAACUGUGUCCAUGUCUUACUGGUAUUGACUAUUCAACGGUGUCAACAUGGCCCUACGGAAAAAGAAAAUCUUUAUACAUAGCCUACCUUUAUAUGUUCAGGACAUCAGGACCUGUACAGAUAUCUGACCUAAGCUUCGAUUGAUAUCGAGGCAAAGCUUUUUUGUAUCUUAUAAGUCAUCUAAAAUGUUUUUAUCUUUCAAUUAUCUAUAGGCCUAUAAGGAUUCAUUGAAAUACCUGUCACUUGUUCAGCUUUUCUUACAGAUACAAACUUGAAACAAUUAGGUUAAUACAUACAUAGUGUUAUUUAUUUCCUACUUGUUCACUAUGGGUUAUUCCUGCACAAGUUAUUCUUUUCACACUUUUAUAGGACUAAUCAGCCUUGCAGAUUUCUGCUUGUUGCAUUGACACAUUGCCGACCUAUGGAAAUCUGCCGGCUUCCAGCCUGUUUUUGCUGUUCACUGUCAAAUUUCUGAAAGACAGGAGCAGCUUUAAUUUCAUGCAGCGGCGCUGACUCGCUGUGCAUAUCAGUCCAUGUUGAUCCAUGACGGCCGUAAUUCAAAGUGGAAGCAAAAGCCUCUGGCUUGGUGUUGUGCGUGAUGUCGUACCGGUUUGUGUGUUUGUGGUGAAGGUCUGACUGCUCCAGAGUGUGUGAGUUAAAGUCUGUACUAUAUUUAUUGCCGUAUUUAUUCCUGCAUUGCAUUGUAUCAAAGACAACAAGCUGUCAAUAAAGUGGGUUUGAAAUGCAACAUUUUUUUUCUAGUCUUACAGCUACAGAGCGAUGUCCUUUAUGUUACUGCCUUUACAACAAGCAAAUCAUUUAUUGUCAAAGUUCUUUUUCUCUAUCAUAGGUCACAAUGGUCUUAAUCCUCAUAGAAUACCUGACUUCUGACAGGAAGUAUAAAUGCAUCGGUUUUUUUGUUGUCUAGAGGCUCCUUGUGGCUUUUUUUUCUCUUUCGAAGUCUGCCUUGAAACUUGCUGCUAAGCAUUAGGGCUAAUUUGGCGUGUCAUUUAAAGAAGCAGAUGUUACAGAUUAGAUAGCAGUCGAUGCUCAAAAGAGGCAAAAGGCAAAAGGUCUGGACUGCACUAGAUGCUAUAGACACAGGUAGAUACAGUCUCCAAGACACAGUGUACGAGAGGUUAACACGUUGCAUAAUGUGUAAAUACUGUACAAGCCAAGCUGUACAUUGUCUGCUUUGGACGCUUUUGUUUUUAGUCAAUGAAUAAAGAAAAGUCUGUGUGUUGUAAAUAAAACAAGUACAUAA
Cololabis saira (Pacific saury) is the source of this 6325-nucleotide messenger RNA. RefSeq names its product matrix metallopeptidase 16b (membrane-inserted) (gene mmp16b). Gene Ontology annotation, cellular component: extracellular matrix. The transcript is spliced from 11 exons. Bases 353 to 2203 code for a protein of 616 amino acids. Gene Ontology annotation, biological process: skeletal system development; collagen catabolic process; proteolysis. The record is from RefSeq and is a predicted model, not a curated record. Gene Ontology annotation, molecular function: zinc ion binding; metalloendopeptidase activity. Lineage: Eukaryota; Metazoa; Chordata; Actinopteri; Beloniformes; Belonidae.